CCUGGGCGGGUGCGGGGUGGGCCCAACACCUUCUCUGCACCAGGACCAGGGCUGCGGGCAAACGUGUUUACCAGAGAGCGAGGAGCCUAUUUAUAGCCUCAGCUGCCGCUCUCCCUGGAUCACGGGCAAGGGGGCAGGGUGGCUCCUCAGAACAAGGGUGGUAGUCACCAGGCUCUGCCCAGCUGCCACUGGCCGGGUCCCUGCACCCCUUCCCAUGGCCAGAGAGCCCUUCCCCUCUACCUCUUCCUCCCUGCGCUCUCUCCGCCUGCAGCGCGAGUGGCGGGAGUGGGAGGAGCGGCGCCGGGCAGCAGCCCAGCGGUGGUGCCGGGGUCCGAGGUGUCCCCCGAGUUCCAGGGCCCGGCUCACUAGGCCCCGCCACUCUUGCCGAGACCCGGCGGUCCACAGCGCCCUUUUCUCUGGCGACCUGCAACAGGUCCAAGCCUUGUUCCAAGAUGAAGAGGCCGCCAACAUGAUUGUGGAGACUGUGAGCGACCAGCUGGCCUGGUCGCCGGAACAGGGGUUCUGGGUGCUGACCCCCAAGACCAAGCAGACCGUGCCCCUCACUAUCGCUGCGGCCCGAGGUUACACCGCCUGCGCCCGCCACCUCAUCCGGCAGGGAGCUGAGCUGGAUGCCCGGGUCGGGGGCCGGGCAGCCCUGCACGAGGCGUGUGCCCAGGCCCAGUCUGACUGCGUGCGGCUGCUGCUGACCUUUGGCGCCAAGGCCAAUGUGUUGUCGGAGGAAGGCACAACUCCCUUGCACCUCUGCACAGCCCCCGGGUCCUUGCAGUGUGCCAAGCUGCUGUUGGAGGCGGGAGCUACCGUGAAUGCCGCAGCGAGGGACAGCGAGGUGACACCCCUGCACGUGGUGGCCGCACGGGGCCUGGAGGAGCACGUGGCUCUCUACUUGGAGCACGGGGCCGACGUGGGCCUGCGCACCAGCCAGGGUGAGACGGCUCUGAACGCGGCGUGUGCUGCGGCCGAGGGCCCGGGCACUGGCCGGAAGUACCAGGCUGCAGUGCGCCGGCUCCUGGAGGCCGGGGCUGAUGCCCGGGUGGCCGGGCACAAGCGCCACACACCGCUGCACAACGCCUGUGCCAACGGCUGCGGGGCCUUGGCCGAGCUGCUGCUGCGCCACGGGGCCUGCGCGGAAGUGCCCAAUGCGGCAGGCCACACGCCCAUGGACUGCGCGCUGCAGGCUGUCCAGGACGUUCCUAAUUGGGAGCCCGAGGUCCUCUUCUCGGCACUUCUGGACUACGGGGCCCAGCCAGCGCACCAUGAGAUGCUGAAACACUGUGCCAACUUUCCUCGGGCCCUGGAAGUCCUGCUUAAUGCCUACCCUUGUGUGCCGUCCGGUGACACGUGGGUGGAGGCCGUGCUCCCAGAGCUGUGGCAGGAGCACGAAGCCUUCUACAGCUCGGCUCUGAGCAUGGCGAACCAGCCAAGGCGCCUGCAGCACCUGGCCCGGCUGGCUGUGCGCGCUCAGCUGGGGAACCGCUGCCGCCAGGCUGCCGCCUGCCUCCCCCUGCCGCAGCUCCUCAGGGACUACCUGCUGCUUCGUGUGGAGGGGCACAUCCAGUGAGCGCCACGCCAGGCUGCUCCCACAGCUCAUCCCGCUGUCUUCAUCCGCCGCAUCCCUCAACCCUAGAGAACAGGUCGCUGGCCCUCUGCAUUCCCUCCCGGGCCAGCUCCUCCCUCCGCUGGCUGCCUGAGCCAACUGCUGACCUCUAGCCUGACCUAAGCUUCGGCUCCACUCCGACGGGAAGGUCUGCAGACUCAGCCUUCACCCACCUCUUCUUUGCCUAAGUGGGUGAUGGCCCCUCCAGCCACCCGGGCCCCAGGCCAGGGGGUGGUGAUCCGUGUUGCACCCCCAUCCUCUGCCACCUGUAUAUCUGCUCAGGUUCCUGAAGGGUGACAGACUCUGCCUCUAGCUGAACUGCUGUUGCCAUUGCAUUGCCAUUGUCAUUUGAAGGGAGGACCUUAUGGACUGAUCUUGAAACCCAUGCUCUCUUCCCCCCCCCCCAAGAUUUUAUUUAUUUAUUUAUUUUUUUAGAGAGAGGAAAAGGGAGAAAGAGAGGGAGAGAAACAUCAAUCGGUUGGUCAAACCAGGGGCCUGGCCCACAACUCAGGAAUGUGCCCUAACUGGCAGUUGAACUGGUGACCUUCCGGUCCGUAGGCUGGCACUCAGUCCUCUGGGCCACACCAGCGUGAAACCCAUGCUCUUAAAACCCUCUGUUUCCAGGCAAUCCCCCUCCUUGGUAUACCCUUCAUUUUUUUUUUUCUAAUCCUGGCUGGAGCUGAUAUUAUCCCUAAGACAGCUCACUAGCACGAUCUGCCCAACCUAGCAGGCAACCUUCCCUGGUGUCAGACCUAAUUAAGAGCCUGUGUCUGCCUCAAGUAGGCUGAGCCUGGCACCGCAUUCCUUGCACGGGCAUUUCAGUCAAUGGCGGUGGAGGGAGGAAUAAAUGCAGGACGCCCGGACCCGUUUCCGGCUGUGCUGCCCCUCCCCUACCCCAACGUGUGGUGUCUUAAACAGUGGUCACCGCACGUGUGAGCUCUGAGGGCCUGUGACAGGAGGACCAGCCACCAGCUGUCCCCUCUUUCUCUCUCGCUUCCUCCUCUGGGUUUCAGAGUCAAAUGCACCACCAUUCAUCUUUUUUUUUUUAAGAUUUUAUUUAUUUAUUUUUAGAGAGAGAGGAAAAGAGAGGGAGAGAACCAUCGAUGUAUGAGAGAUACGUCAAUCCAUCGCCUCUCACACGCCCCCUAAUGGGCACCUGGCCUGCAAUCCAGGCAUGUGCCCUGACUGGGAACUGAACCAGCAACCUUUCAGUUCGCAGGCCAAUGCUCAAUCCACUGAGCCACACCAGCCAGGGUCACCAUUCAUCUUUAAGAGGAAGCUUUUCAAGCCAAGCUAGUUUUUAUGAUCGCAAAUAAAUGAUCGAUGCACAGUACCGAUGUGUGGAUAUUGUUGGGCUGACACGUGACUGAGAUGCCUAUCACUCCUUGUUUAUUCCCCCCACGUUGUCCUCUUCUACAGUCCCCAAGUUGUCUUCUGCAUGGAGCAACUGUUACUCUUGUGAGAGCGGAACGGGUGUAAGAGCAACACGAGGCCCCUCCCAGCCCCUGAACCUGUAGUGCCCACCUCAGGAGGGAAGUGAGGAGGGGCUCCCAACAGCCUGCACUCGUGUCCUUUCGCUGAGGGACCCUGGGACCCCCGUGCCAUGACCACGUGGAGCCCUGGGGUGGCCUCCUGCCGCUGUGGCCGGCUGCCCCUCCCCCACCCCGUGGAGCUGCAUCUGCAGAGAUGCGCUUUGACCAACACGGAGACAGGCUUAUACCUCCC
This is a messenger RNA of Phyllostomus hastatus (greater spear-nosed bat), 3340 nucleotides long. RefSeq names its product ankyrin repeat and SOCS box containing 16 (gene ASB16). Gene Ontology annotation, biological process: neuronal action potential; intracellular signal transduction; negative regulation of delayed rectifier potassium channel activity. Gene Ontology annotation, molecular function: transmembrane transporter binding. The record is from RefSeq and is a predicted model, not a curated record. Lineage: Eukaryota; Metazoa; Chordata; Mammalia; Chiroptera; Phyllostomidae. The transcript has 5 exons. Gene Ontology annotation, cellular component: membrane; axon initial segment; synapse. The coding region runs from base 215 to 1579 and encodes 454 amino acids.